UUGAUAAUAAAUAUUAAAUAUAAUAAUAAUAACAGUAGCUGCAAGCAAUGGCCUGUAGCUCUAACAGAAGAGCUCUUUGCUGGUGUGGAGGAGAUGAAAUGAUAAGAGGUGCAGUGAAGGUGGCAGGCAGAGGGUUCCUAGUAGGAGUGGGGUUGCAUCUGGGGCAGCAGCUCGUCCGUGGUGUGGCUUCAGGGAAGAUCCUAGCACAGUACGUAAGCCCUUGGACAUUACUCCUUUCACUGUGUGUGUGUGUGGUUAGCCCUGCAGUGUUUCUGAGAUAUCUACCAUUGGUGGACUGUGUGCGCUUUGCCUCCUUCAUUGCUGCUGCUGGAUCCACUUAUAAGCUCACUCUCUCACUCCUCCGACAAGCCUAUAACACUGACAAUGGUUGGCCGGCAGUGGUGGCUGGUUGUGCUGCUGGACUCACCUCUUUGAUUGAUGACCCCAGUCGACGACGCACACUCUCACUCUUCAUCCUGGCACGUGCUCUGGGAGCGCUGGUGCUCACUCUGCACAGACGUGGGAAACUACCAACUGUUCCUUAUUUUGUAGUGCUGGCUUUUGGUGUUUGUGAGUCCCUCAUCAUCUAUAGCACGGUACAUUAUCCGACCCUCCUACCACGGAGCUAUUACACUGCCAUCCUCAGCUGGUCACGCUACUUCACCGAGGAUAAACUGAAACUAUUUUUCCGUGUACCCUCCCUCCACUUCCUGCCAUGCUCAGCUGGACUACAUCCUGGGUCUUGUAAUUCUUAUGCUCUCACGGAUUUCUUCCAUUCUCUGUUCCUUUACAUCAAGAUCUACUUGAGUAUCUACUCCCUGCCGUUAGUACUGUUCAGAACAAAGUCCCUCUGGACACACACAAUCACUGCUCUGAGGACACUGCUCAAUAAUACGCUUGUAUCAGCACUCUUCCUGGCAGUAGAUGGAGCGCUAGUCAAGUACACACUCUGUCUGCUCAGGAACGGGUACGGACAUGCCCCCCCUCUGCCCGCCUGGAUAGCACUCUUGUCUGGCUUCCUCGGAGCCGCUGGUCUACUCAUUGAAAGACACUCACGACGAUUAGAGCUACUCUAUUAUGUUCUACCUCAGGUGUUGUAUGGUGUGUGGCGUGUGUUGUGCAUCAAGAAGCCACUCAACUUACACAAGAUACCGUGCGGUUCAGUGUGGGUGUUCUGUGCUUCUUUGGCUGUCAUCUUCCACUCUUUUGAACGAGAGCAUCUCUCACUCUCCCCUCUUAUCAACACUGCACUGCAUCGACUGCUAGACACUUGAACUAUUAUUUUAUACAAUAUUUUUGUGAUUCCUUUGAUUUCCUGUGCAAGCUGGUUUUGCAUGCAAUGAAUAAUGUUAUUGUGUGGUUUG
Molecule: messenger RNA, 1364 nt
Organism: Halichondria panicea
Lineage: Eukaryota; Metazoa; Porifera; Demospongiae; Suberitida; Halichondriidae
Exons: 4
Coding region: 48-1274 (408 amino acids)
Source: RefSeq, a predicted model, not a curated record